GGUAUGGCGGGCGGCUGGGCGACGGUGCUGGGCCUGGGGCUCUGCCUCACCGCUCUGCACCGUGGAGGCUGCCACCCCCCCAGCGCAGCCACAGCACCACAAAUUCUGGCUGUGCUGCGGGACAAUUUCCGCCUGCAGCCGGGCGAUCUGGUGACCACGGCGGGGCAAGCGUUGGAGCUGGACUGCGUCCCCCCCUCGGGGCACCCCGAACCCCGCGUCACCUGGAAGAAGGACGGGGUGACCUUGGACUUGGUGGGUGACAGGUAUGUGGUCACCAAUGGGAAGUUGAGGGUGGCACCGGCGCAAAGGAGCGACUCCGGGCUCUACAUCUGCGUGGCGGCCAACGCGGCGGGCAAGAGGGAGAGCCGGGGCGCCCGCGUCUCCGUCCUGGAGAAGCCGACCAUUGUGCGGCACCCCAGCGACACCGUGGCAGUGGCCGGCAGCACCGUGGAGCUGGGCUGCGGUGCCCAGGGUGACCCAGCACCACGGGUGCAGUGGCACAAGGAGCGUGGGGACCUACCCUGGGGCAGGCACGAGGUGGACCGGGAGCACACUCUGCGCCUCUACGCCGUGACAGCCGCCGAUGCCGGCACCUACGUGUGCACAGCACAGAGCCAGCUGGGCACCGCCGCCGCCACCGCCCUCCUCCACGUGGAGGAUCGGCUGCCAACGGGCCGGCGGGACACUGCCCCACGGGACCUGCUGGCUGUGCGGCUGCACCUGGACAAUGGCACGGCACUGCCCACCGCUGCUGUCCGGCUCCGCUGGAGGAUGCUGAUGCCGGUGCCGGUGCCGGUGGGUUACAUGGUGCUGUACCGCAGCCUGCUCCCGGCCACCACCCCUUGGGUCCAACACGACGCAGGCAGGGAGCUCAGCACCGUCAUCCCUGCGCUCCGCAGGGGCUACAAGUAUGAGUUCAAGGUCCGACCUUACACUGGAGGGACCCAGGGCUCGGACAGCAACAGCAGGCACCUCUGGAUACCUGAGGAAGUGCCCAGUGCAGCACCCCAGCAAGUCACCGUGGGCCAGGCUGAGACGGGGAACGGCACCGUGGUCGUGAGCUGGGAGCCACCUCCUCCUGAGGCCCACAAUGGCAUCAUCCGGGGCUACCAGGUCUGGUCAGUGGGCGAGGGCUGGCAGCGCCCCACCAACAGGACAGUGGACGGAGGCACCCGCCGCCUGGAAACCCUCCUCCCACACCCCAGCGCCGAAUUCUGUGUCCAGGUGGCAGCUUUCAACGGUGCAGGGCUGGGGGUCCCCAGCAACACCACCUGUGGUGUCCUGGGGCUGACAGCGGGGAGCAGCGGGGUGGUCCAGGCACUGCGGCAGCCUGCUGUCAUCGCAGCCGCCGGCUCCAUGCUCUGGUUGGCCUUACUCGCCCUCCUCCUCCUCAUCUGCCAGCGCCGCGCCAGCCAGGAUGCCGCAGCUCGCCGCAGGCUGGUGGCCGGUGACUCGCCGUGGCUCGGUGGCCCCUGGAAACCCAGCUGUGCCCCCCGAAACCUCAGCAGCAGCAGCAGCCUCAGCAGCCGACUGCUGGGCAGUGACAGCAGGGACCCCCACCCCUCCACCCUCUCCCUGGAGCCGCCGAGCCUUGGCCCCCCCACGCCCCCCAACUGCAGCAGCCCCCGUGGGGGGCACCCGCCGCCCCUCGGGGACACGGGGUGCUGCGGCGGGGGGCACCCCGGGGUGCACACCUCGCCCAGCACCCCAAACCCAGCACCCUGGGAGCACAUUCGCAAGAGAGAGCUGCAUCAAGUGCACAGCACCCCAGUGCUCACGGCUGGCCCCAACCAUGUCCCUGUCACUGGAAGUGGAGGUGAGUGGGGGACAGAUUUUGGGCCAGCAGCCAGGUGGCCUCAGCGAAGGGGACACGAGGGUGACACCACUGCUGCCAUGAUGGACAGAGGGAACGGGCAGCUGCCGUUCUUCAGCUCCCCAAAACCACGUCGGGGCAGUGCUUCACUGGCCUCCGGUGUCACCGGGUCACCAGUGACACCCCCGAGACCACCCCAUGCCCGGCACCCACCGGUGACACGGUCCCCAGCCACCGUGUGCCCCAGGGACACAUCCCCGGUCACCAGGCACCCCAAGGACCUGUCCCCAUCCACUGGGAUCCCCAGGGACACACCUCCACUCACCCAACGCCCCAGGGACACAUCCCCGACCACUGAGAGCCCCAGGGAUGUGUCACUGGCCACGAGGCACCCCCGGGACAUGUCCCUCAUCACUGAGGGCCCCAAGGACAUGCUCCUGUCUAGCAGGCACCCCAAGGAUGUGUCCCCAGUCCCCAGAAAUCCCAGGGACAUGUCACCAGCCACCAAGCACCAGAGAGACACAGUCUUGGCCGCCAGGCACCCUGAGGACACAUCCCUGGUCACCAGGUGCCCCAGGGACCCAUUACCAGGGACCAAAUGCCAGAGGGACAUGUCACCAUCCACUAGGCACCCCAAGGACAUGUCCCCAGCCAGCCAGCACCCAAGGGACACAUCCCCAGGCAUGAGGCUGCCCCAGGAGAUGUCCCCAGGCACCAGGCUCCCCAAGGAGAUGUCCCCAGCUACCAGGCACUGCAGGGACAAGUUCCUGGCCACUAGCAGGUACCCUGAGAACAUGUCACCAGCCAUGAGGCACCUCAGGGACACAUCCCCAGUCACCAGACACCCUGAGGAGAUGCCACCAGUCCCUGAGCACCGCAGGGACAAGUUCUUGGGCACCAGGUACCCUGAGGACAUGUCACCAGACACUGGGCACAUAAAGGACACAUCCCCAUCCACUGGACACAUAAGGGACACAUCCCCAGUCACCAGGCAUCCUGAAGAGGUGUCCCCAGUAACUGGUCACCGGAGGGACAUGUUCUUGGGCACCAGGUACCCCAAGGACAUGUCCCCAGACACCAGGCACCCAAGGGACAGGUCCCCAGUCACCGGGCGCCUCUCGCCAGCGUUCAGCGACGGGGUCCUCACGCAGCAGCAGGUGGCUGAGGACCUGGAGAUGGACCAGGACACCACCUGCCUCAGACCCCCAGCACCAACCGUGCCACAGUCCUUCUCACCACUGCACACCUACGGCUACAUCUACGGGCCACCAGCCUCCGAGCUGGGCGAGGAGGAGGAGGAGGGGGAGGAGGAGGAGGAAGAAGAGGAGGAGGAAGAGCGGACGGCAACGAGGGGCUCGCCGGGGGGGUCUCUGCUGAACGGCUGGGGGUCCGUCUCGGAGGACAACUUUGCCAGCGCCCGCUGCAGCCUCGUGAGCUCCUGCGAUGGCUCCUUCCUGCUGGACGCCAGCUUCGCCCGCGCACUGGCCGUGGCCGUCGAUGGCCUCUGCUACAGCCUUGAGGACACUGACGGGCCUUACAGGGGUCCCUCACCGCCACCAUCACCCUUGGAGCGGGUCUUCUCACCUGGGGUCCCAACCACCACCUGGGACUGGGGGACAGCGCUGGGGGUCCCACAGAGAGUUGGGGCAGAGGUAGCUCUGGGCAUCACACAGAACGGUGGCCAGGGGUCAGGGAGUGGCAGCCCCUGGGCCAGGGCAGGUGGUGAGCUGGGGACAGGAGGAACAGGAGCAUGGAGGUCCCCAGGGUGCAGGACGCAGCAAGGCCAGAGUCCCCUCGGCUCGGCUAAAAUCCAGUUUUAUUAGGCAGUUCCCCAAAAAGGGGCUCUUUACUAGGAAAAGCCACUCACAAAGGGUGGGUGGCACCAAGGUGGGUGGGUGUCCCUCUUUCUCCAGUGUCCUUGCCCUUCCCAAGUGUUCUAUACUUCCACAGUGUCCCCAUCCCUCCUCAGUGUCCCCAUACUUUCCCAAAUUCCUCAUUCCUCCCCAGGAUCCUCAUUCUUCCCAAGAGUCCACAUCCCCUCUAAGUGUCCACACCCCUCCACAGUGUCCUCGUCCCUCCCCAGUGCCCUCAUCCUUCCCCAACAUCCUCAUCCUCCCCAACUAUCCUUGUCCACCCCAAGCA
Neopelma chrysocephalum (saffron-crested tyrant-manakin) is the source of this 3955-nucleotide messenger RNA. RefSeq names its product roundabout guidance receptor 4 (gene ROBO4). Gene Ontology annotation, molecular function: protein binding. The coding region runs from base 4 to 3636 and encodes 1210 amino acids. The transcript has 21 exons. Gene Ontology annotation, cellular component: axon; plasma membrane. Lineage: Eukaryota; Metazoa; Chordata; Aves; Passeriformes; Pipridae. The record is from RefSeq and is a predicted model, not a curated record. Gene Ontology annotation, biological process: cell-cell adhesion; axon guidance.